Messenger RNA from Rosa chinensis, 1886 nucleotides. RefSeq lists its product as uncharacterized. The transcript has 8 exons. Lineage: Eukaryota; Viridiplantae; Streptophyta; Magnoliopsida; Rosales; Rosaceae. Gene Ontology annotation, molecular function: protein binding; structural constituent of ribosome. The record is from RefSeq and is a predicted model, not a curated record. Gene Ontology annotation, cellular component: cytosolic small ribosomal subunit. Bases 121 to 1752 code for a protein of 543 amino acids.
UCUCCUGAGCCGUCGCCGCCAGCCCUCACACUCCGAGUUCUUAUUAGGCAUUCCGCCGAUCUCCAUCGACUCAGCUCCGUCCAUAACAAGAAGGUGAUAAACCAGGCAGAAGAAGAAGCAAUGUGUCUUUAUAUCAUGAUCGAAUAUGGGGACGGCCCGCACUUUGGAUCGUUGUAUGAAUUUAAUAUAUGUAAGCAAGACUACUUUCGACCUUUAGCACAGUUCAGGGAUGAGGAUGUUAGCCUUCCGUUAAGUUGGAAAUUUUGCUCCUUGGAUACCAACAACAUAUGUCUAUUGCCAGAUAGUGGUCCUUUAGCUCCUGAUGAUGUGGUGAACCCCUUGUCUGGAUAUAUGUUCAAUGUUGAUACGAAUAAAUGUCAUUUAAUCAAGCCGCCCGUUGCUCCCAAAUGGGAAGGACCUGUUGUAUCUGCAUGUGGGAAACUUUACUCUAUUACGGAUCCAUACUACUCAUUUGAUGUGCCAGAGCCCUCUUUCGAGCGAUAUGAUCCUUAUAGGUGUUGUUGGGAAACUCGGAAAUCUUUUCCUUAUGGUAAAAAUUGUUCCGAACAAAGGAUUGGGGGUCAUGCCGUUUGUGAUGGACUCAUCCUGUAUAAUAUAAUCAUUCCAGGGGAUAAUCCAUUCUUUUUCUCUAGAAAAUAUCAAGAUGAAAUGUGGGCUUAUGAUGUAACACUGGAUGAAUGGCUUCCAGUUAGGGUCGAGAACACAGAUUGCUAUAGUUUCCGAGGACCGGCUGUAUGUGUGGACAAGACUAUCUAUGCGUUAUCAAGCAGCUUGGCGGUUAUGGCACUCUCUAUCACAAGGCAUGAAAAUCUUGUUACCUGCUCUCUAAAGUCACAGUUUGUUUGUCCAGAGUUUGGGAACUUUCGACCAGGUGUACAGAGAAUGGAGCGUUUGAUUUAUUUGGGUGACCUGAACUUUUGUCUUGUUCAGACUGGAUUUCACUAUGACAGUAGAUCCAGUCAAUCUCUUAAAAUUACCACAUUUCACCUUGUGGGAGAAACCAAUAUCAAAAUCGAACGUUCAUUCAUUUAUGAGGUGCCUCUUGAGGGUCAUAAGAGAUUCACAAUUGGACAUUGCUUUAUCCAUACUUUUGAACGCAUUGAACUAGAAGAGUUGGCUAGUCGCAUCGACUUCUUAAACCAAGAAUACAGAUUCGGCCUUCAUACUGAAUUCUUUAUCAAGCCUGUUGACUUCAUAUUCAAGCCAGAAUAUGAUUAUCUCGAGAUCGACCAGCCAAAUUAUGCAAAUAUUGAAGAAGAAAAUAUAUCCUUACAAGGUGGACCUCAUUUCAAAAACUUCGUGGACUUGUUGAAAGAUUUGUUGGCAAUGGCAUUGGCCAAUGGAUUGCUCAGAAGAGGAAUUCCCACAGCUUCCAAUCUCAUUCCGGACCAGAAGGUAUGGCUGUGUGUUUUUGCUGAGGACAGCAACCAGGAUGAUGUUGUCAAGGCGGUAAAGUCAUUGUGUGAGGGGUAUCAUGUUAAGUAUCUGACAAUUGCCAGUGCUAAAACUCUUGGACAGUGGUCUCUGUCUGGUAAUAAGGAUUCUGAAGGAAAGGCAAAGAGGGUGGUUCGUUGCUCUUGUGUUGUUAUUGAGGAAGGCAUAUAUGAGACGGAACUUCAUAAAGCAGUUUUGGAAGUCUGGAAGUCUCUCCCAUCAAAGCUGGAAGUGCUGGAAGAGUCUGGACAGUGUCGCCCUGUUGUCGGGUCAAGGGCUUCUUUAGAUAGUCCAUGACAUCCUCCGGCCGGCAGCAACUGGGAAUACUUUAUAUCAGCCAAUUUGGGAGGGAGGCUUUCCACUUUCAGCUGAUAAUGCUUUUGCCCUUGAUCAAUUAGGACUGGAGUGUUUAAAAAAUUUUAGUUCCUUCU